GUGGGGUUGGCCGGGAAGGACACUAAAGGCAGGGCUCCCCACACAGCUGGCAGCCACAUUUGCAGCCUGUCUGUCUGUCUGUCCAGAACCUGCUCGCGCCUCUGUCGGUGACCGCACUAUGAGCUCUGACCUGGAGACGGCCAUGGAGACCCUCAUCAGCGUAUUCCACACACACUCCGGCAAGGAGGGGGACAAGUACAAGCUGAGCAAGAAGGAGCUGAAGGAGCUGCUGCAGAGCGAGUUCUCAGGCUUCCUGGAAGCCCAGAAGGACACAGAAACUGUGGACAAGCUGAUGAAGGAACUCGAUGAGAACGGAGAUGGGGAGGUGGACUUCCAAGAGUAUGUCACCUUUGUGGCUGCCCUCACAGUGGCCUGCAAUGAAUUCUUCUGGGAGAACAGCUGAGCGAACAGCCCUGAGCACCACGCCCUGUUCCCUGUCCUCACCCCUGCCCCCUCCCUGGCUCCCCUGCCCUCGUCCACCCGCCCACUGACACAGUACAGCGCCAGGCCUGCUCUCAGCAUUCAUUAAAGCUCAUCUCUGCCACUCUA
This is a messenger RNA of Sorex araneus (European shrew), 549 nucleotides long. RefSeq names its product S100 calcium binding protein A1 (gene S100A1). The record is from RefSeq and is a predicted model, not a curated record. Gene Ontology annotation, molecular function: S100 protein binding; calcium ion binding. Gene Ontology annotation, cellular component: sarcoplasmic reticulum. NCBI's taxonomy places the organism in Eukaryota, Metazoa, Chordata, Mammalia, Eulipotyphla, Soricidae. The transcript has 3 exons. Bases 119 to 403 code for a protein of 94 amino acids.